UCACCGCCAGUUUACAUUCGAUAAAAUAUUCUCUAAUCAUGUCUCAAUCUGGUUCGGAGCAUCAAGAGGCGGCUUAUACUGAAGAAACUUGCCCCGGCAUUACAUACAAAUAUCUUUCGCCAGAACAACAAGAAAUGAGCGAUAUUUUAUAUAAAAUGGAGUGUCAUGACCUAGACCUAUUAGGCAUUGUGCACCUCGGCCAUGAUGGGAUUUUCCGCUACCUUGAUGCUGAUCGCAAUAUCCACUACGCAAUUGCUCUAAGGCCUGCGUUAAUAAAAGCUCUAUUGGACCGCGGCCCUUAUGAUAAGGAGGAAGAGACAGUCUUUCGCGGAGUUGAUGGAACAAAAGUUCCCAAAGAGCAGUGGUAUAAUCCACCCCUGGGUAUCCUUCCCGAACCACUAUCUGAGGAGCAUCGGAAAGAGGGCCAAGAACUUAUCAAGAAGAAUAAAGAGAAGAUUAACAGGAAUCGUGAGGCUUCGAAGAAUUACAAGGAACGUCUUGUAUAUAUAGAGUCAGAUCAUAAGCUUGAAUAAGUAUACUGGAGUGCCGCCAGUUGAGAGACAAA
Fusarium oxysporum Fo47 is the source of this 565-nucleotide messenger RNA. RefSeq lists its product as uncharacterized. Bases 39 to 533 code for a protein of 164 amino acids. The transcript has a single exon. The record is from RefSeq and is a predicted model, not a curated record. Lineage: Eukaryota; Fungi; Ascomycota; Sordariomycetes; Hypocreales; Nectriaceae.